Messenger RNA from Pneumocystis murina B123, 1978 nucleotides. RefSeq lists its product as hypothetical. Gene Ontology annotation, molecular function: protein kinase binding. Gene Ontology annotation, cellular component: cytoplasm. The transcript is spliced from 2 exons. The record is from RefSeq and is a predicted model, not a curated record. Lineage: Eukaryota; Fungi; Ascomycota; Pneumocystomycetes; Pneumocystales; Pneumocystaceae. Bases 28 to 1953 code for a protein of 641 amino acids.
UAAGAGCUAUAGGUAGGGUUUAUAGGGAUGGAUGGAGAUGUGUACCUCCGUCGGUUGGUCCAGUUUAUUCGGGCAAAUGAGUCAUCAUUGGCAUCAUCUUUGGAGAAUCCAACAAGAUGGAUUGAAUCAGAGGAAAAGAGGAUAUCAGUUCUAAUGGGUCUUUAUCAAUGGAUGAAUGAAGGGAAAAUGGGGUGGAGAUCAUGUACGUUGUCUAUGACGCCGCAUUAUUUGUUUUAUGUGCUUUCUCGGUUUAGUGAGUUGGAACUGACGACAGGACCAAUGAAUAUAAGAUUAGAAAGGUUGCAGAAUGGGAAUGAGGGUGGAAACUAUGUAUCGUUUUUAAAGGAUUAUCCGAAUGGAUGGAAAAAAGAAGAUACAAGUGAUACACGAUCUAUUCGGAGUGUAAAUUCUAUUCGAAGUGUAGUUAAGGGAGUUUCUAAUAUAUGGGGGCGAUUGAGUUCAGGAUGGAGGAUUUCGCCUAAAGAAAGGGUUUAUGAGCAGGUUCGGACAGAUAUUAUGUAUUUAUAUUCAUCUUUUACGAAGUUACCUUCGUUAAGAUUGGUUCCGUCGUCAAGUUAUCGAAUGAUUGAUGGAUAUGAGGAAUUUCCUUUUGAUACAGCAAUUCCUUUAUUUGUAUUCAAGAAUUUAAAGAGUUUAGAAAUUGUGAAUAUUGAAAUUGGAAGGUUUUAUGGCUGGGAUAAGAUUGCAGAUAAUUUGCGUUUUUUAACAGUGAAAGGAUGUGGAAUACGUGAUGCUAGUGAAUUGAUUGUUGAUAUUGUUUUGAAGAAUAUUGAAAAACGUAGAAAAAUGAGGAUUCGUAAGAGUAAUUCUUUGCCAUUGGCAUUACGAAAUAAAUCUGUUGAAUCGAAUCAAAUUCAUCCGUUGAUUGAAAUGGCUAAUAUUUCAAGUAUAGAGUCUUCAAUAGAUCUUAAGAAGGCAUUUGUAUCUCAUGUUAGAAAGUUUUCAUCACCGUUAUAUGAUAAUUCCGAAGUACAGUAUCAUCCACAUAAUUCGGAUUCUUCCAAUAGAUCUUGUAAUUCUGCUGAUACUAUGCCAAUUGCACAGCCUCAUCCUGAAAUUCUUCCCUUAAAGAAAUGGUAUUUUUUGAAAUAUUUAUCUUUAUCCAAUAAUUCAUUGAAUAUGCUCUCAUUUUCUGCAGUAAUUCCAAUUGCGCGUUCUUUGGUUUCUUUGGAUAUUUCUCAUAAUAUGUUUAUUGAGAUUCCAUAUUCUUUAUCGAUACUUACUUCUUUGAAAUCUUUAAAUAUUUCUUAUAAUAGGAUUGAGUCAUUACAAUCGUUAAUGCGUCAUCCUCUUUUGUCAAUAGCUACUAUUGAUAUACGUUCUAACCGCUUACGAUCGUUGAUUGGAAUUGAGAAACUGAUAAAUCUUCAAAGAUUAGAUAUUAGAGAUAAUUGUUUGUCUGAUCCGAUGGAAGUCACAAGAUUAGCAAAUGCGCACACUUUUAAACAAAUAUGGGUAUCUGGAAACCCAUUUACUUAUAAGCAUUUUUCGACCUAUCGAAUUACUAUAUUUAAUAUAUUUCGCUCCAUGCCUAACCAUGUUUGUGAUGUUCUUAUAGAUGGACAAGGGCCAGGAAUCAUGGAAAGACGUAGAUUGAUUGAAAAAGUUCGCAAACGUAAACAAAUUUCGCUGGAAUCUGAAAAAAUAUCUCAUGAUUCAUCUAAUAUUGAUCCUCAGAAAAUUAUUUUUUCUGAACAUGGAAUUGUUGAUUUUGAUGAGUUUCCUAAGGAUGACCAAAUAUUAAUUGGAAAAACUAUAGUUAAAAAUAAUGAUUGUAAUAUUGAUAAUUUUUCUCUAGUUCAGAAUAAUGAUGUUGAUAUGAAUUUUCAGAAGGAUGAGGAUUAUAGUCAUCAAGUAGAGGCUUUAAAAAAAAAUGCUGGUAAAAACUGGUUAACAGUUUUAAAUGAGGAGAUGUGGGUUAAACAACAAUAACUUUUAAAUAUGAAUGUUGGUUUAU